Raphanus sativus (radish) is the source of this 1037-nucleotide messenger RNA. RefSeq names its product WUSCHEL-related homeobox 13. Bases 67 to 819 code for a protein of 250 amino acids. The transcript is spliced from 3 exons. Gene Ontology annotation, molecular function: DNA-binding transcription factor activity; DNA binding. The record is from RefSeq and is a predicted model, not a curated record. Lineage: Eukaryota; Viridiplantae; Streptophyta; Magnoliopsida; Brassicales; Brassicaceae.
UUUCUCUUCCUCUGUUUCCUUCAUUCACACACAGAGAAAGAAAACACGAAAACUCUGACAAAAGAGAUGAUGGAGUGGGAUAAUCAGCAGCAACCCAAUAACCACCACUCUUCAAAUCUCCAAGGGAUGGACGUUAAUGGUGGCUCUGGCUCAGGAGGAAUGUAUAUGAGGGUGAUGACCGACGAGCAGCUUGAAACUCUGAGGAAACAGAUUGCUAUCUAUUCCACUAUUUGUGAACGUCUUGUUCAGAUGCACAAAACACUCACUUCUCAGCAAGAUCUUGCAGGAGGGAGAAUAGGAGGUCUAUAUGCAGACACAACUAUAGCUCACAAGAUGACAGGUAGGCAGAGGUGGACUCCUACGCCAUUGCAGCUUCAGAACCUAGAGCGUUUAUUCGAUCAAGGCAUAGGAACACCGAGCAAGCAAAAGAUCAAAGACAUAACCGAUGAGCUUAGCCAACACGGUCAGAUUGCUGAACAUAACGUCUACAACUGGUUCCAGAACCGGCGUGCUCGUUCCAAGAGGAAGCAGCAUGGUGGUGUCGGCUCUUCUAGCCACAAAAAUGGUGAGGGUGAGGUCGAGACUGAAACUGAGACAUUGAAUGAGAAGAGAAAGAGACCAGAGAGUCUUGUUGGUCUUCCUGAUGGAAACGACAAUAACAAUGGCAUUGGGACAACAGCUACUACUACUAGUCCUAGGCCUGAAGACCUUUGCUUCCAGAGCCCUGAGAUGAGCUCGGAUCUUCACUUUCUAGGAGUCUUAUCAAACCCAAGCAUUUCAGGCUGUGAUCAUGUUGAAGACUAUGACAUUUCGGGCUGAAUAAUACAAGGUGAGGAGACUUCUAAUUAUCAGAGAUCAAAGAUUAGUAGCCAGCCUUAAGCAAUUUUAGACUUAAUUUUAUAUUUUCUGGGGGUUUAGUGGUAUUUUGGUUUUUGUUUUUUUCAUGGAAUGUUGAAUGGUCUCUUAGAGCUUGUUAUGCAUGCUUUGAUAACUUUUUUUUUUUUGCUUUGAUAUUCUUAAUAUAAUAAUAUUAACAA